Messenger RNA from Musa acuminata AAA Group (dessert banana), 1331 nucleotides. RefSeq lists its product as uncharacterized. The record is from RefSeq and is a predicted model, not a curated record. Bases 23 to 913 code for a protein of 296 amino acids. Lineage: Eukaryota; Viridiplantae; Streptophyta; Magnoliopsida; Zingiberales; Musaceae. The transcript is spliced from 5 exons.
ACAAAGCGGACGGACCAAAACGAUGUUAAGCUCCCCAUCCACUCCCGCCGCCCCUCCUCCCCUCCUCUCUCCUCCAUCGCCACCUCUUCCCCUUCCGAAAUUCCAACACCACCUACUUCUCCUCCCAGUCCGUCGACGCCGCCUCCUCGCCUCCCUCACCGCCCCGCUUCUCCAGCUCCUCCUCGUUUCCCCCUCCCCCGCCCGCGCCCGCGGCCUCUUCCGCAUGCCUCCCGCCCGCCUCGCCAACCGCUACUUCCUGGUGCGCGCAGGGGAAUCGGUCUACGAAAGCGCCGGUGUCCUGCGCACCAACCCCGUCGCCAAGACGUCUGUCGACAGCGGCCUCUCGCCCGAGGGCGCGAGGCAGGCCGCGCGGGCUGCCCUCGAGCUCAAGCAAAUGGGGGCAUGCGAGGAUAGCUGCUGGAUUUGGCCCUCCAUCACCCAGCGGUCCUAUCAGGCCGCCGAAAUCAUUGCUUCCGUCAACAGUAUCGAUCGCAGUCGGAUCGUGCCCGAGUACAGCUUUCUUGAUGCUCGAGGACUGGGAGCAUUCGAGGGAAGAAAAUUAGGCUCUAUAUCUGAGGUUUAUGAAUCGGAUAGUCUUUCUCCUGAUAAUAAACCCCCUCCGGUUGAUGAUGGAACACCAAAUGAGAGUGUGGCAGAUGUGUUUGUCAGGGUAACACAACUCAUGUCAAUACUCGAAACACAAUAUUCUGGAGAUACUGUAAUUAUUGUUUCGCCAGAUUCAGACAAUCUAUCAGUUCUACAAGCAGGCUUAGUUGGACUUGACUUAUGCAGGCACAGUGAUCUGUUAUUUAGCCCUGGUGAGGUCAGGCCCGUGGAUCCAAGUAGCAUACCUGACUACAAGCAACCAGCUUCUGCUGUUUACAAGUGUGCAAACCCUCCAAGUUGUAAAUGACUUUUUUUUAGCUUGUUGGAUAGCUUCAUGUGGCAUCUCAUCCUAAGUUUUUGAACAGCAAAGAUCGACCAAGGACUUUGCAGGCCAAUAAUUGUGGCCAUUUUCCAUUGCAGAUUCAAUCAUCAUCCUGUGCAAGACCAGCCCGUAUGUUCCGAAUAAUUUUCUUACUAUUGAGAGUUCAGUAGCUCAUCUUUAUUUGCUUAACUUCGAGAGUUAAUGUUGUCUUGUUAGACCCACACAAAGCCACCUUCCUCAAUGUUGUGGUGGCAUGCCUUUGGAGAAUAAAAGCCUGUAAAGGGCAUCCAUGGCUUUCCUCCCAUGCAUGUACCCAUUCUUUUGUUUGUUUGCUUCCUACCACUGCAGAGAAGUACUUGUUCGCUUGGCUACUGCUCCUGCAAUGAAGUACCGAUUUGUUUCC